ACAGAGAGAGAGGGAGAGAGAGGCGCAGCAGAGCUAGGUAUGUGGCACCUGGGCACACCUGUGUCCAAAGCACCUGAGAUGUGAGAACUGCUUUUCUCUGGGCUGCGGGAGCCAAACUCACCAGUUGGGCCACAGAGAUCUGCCCUACUGUCCACUCCCAUCCCUUCUUCAUGUCGCUGUUUGCCAAUAACGACUGAACGGGCCACCCAAGUGUCAGGAGUGUCGAAGUCCAAGAGAACAGGGUGCAGAGUUCUUUCUGACAGCCACCAUGGCGGAAAAUAAUUACAGCUGGUGGAAACUGACCUUCCUUCGGAAGAAAAAAUCCACCCCCAAAGUCUUGUAUGAAAGCCCUGAUAUCUAUGCCGUCGCCAACAAUGAGAACCAGCAAGAAGUUACGCUUGCAGAUAGUGGCAGCAGUGGAACUGGGGAACACGAAUUCAACGCCCGGCUAGAGAAGAUUGUCGACAAAAGCACCAAAGGGAAACAUGUCAAGGUCUCCAACUCAGGGCGAUUCAAAGAAAAGAAGAAAGUAAGGGCCACAUUGUCAGAAAACCCCAAUCUCUUUCAUGAUAGUGAGCAGGCUGAGAAAUGAAAGGUGUAUAAAGGAGAGAUGUCCUCUUGUACGCCCUUAUUCAAGGACCUUUCACUGAUCAUAAGGAGCCUUUGACACAUCCAUGUCAUUGAUUCUGCAAAUGCAAUUAACGAGGGGCCUUCUGCAGUCACAGAUCUGUGUCCCGAUUUUCACUUGAAAAUGGUAAAGAGAAAAUGAACUUUAUUUUUUUUAUUUAAGGAAUAAAGCUAAU
This is a messenger RNA of Eublepharis macularius, 803 nucleotides long. RefSeq names its product proline rich 15 like (gene PRR15L). The record is from RefSeq and is a predicted model, not a curated record. The coding region runs from base 269 to 592 and encodes 107 amino acids. Lineage: Eukaryota; Metazoa; Chordata; Lepidosauria; Squamata; Eublepharidae. The transcript is spliced from 2 exons.